AUGAAUAAAUACAAGGCAAUUGUUCUUCUAAAAGGAUUCGAAAAGAUGAAUGACUAUCAGUUUAGGACAAUCAAGUCCUUACUAAGAAAAAAUCUAAAUCUAAAUAAAAAAAAAUCAAGAUGCUUUGACAAAAUUCAGAUUUCUGACCUGAUGGAGGACACAUUCCCAGAAGAUUCUGGACUGGACACACUGAUAAAAGUGUGUCAAAAGAGUAAAGAUCUUAAACACCUUGCUAAAAUACUUAAAAAAGAGAAAGCAAAAGUUAAAAAGCCAAAUAAAGAAAAAGUAAAAACUGCAGUGAAAAAAAAGAAGCAAGAGGAACCCAGUAGUUCACAAUCUCUUUCCACUGAUAAUGAACCAAGCAAGAAUAAGCCCUCUUCAAAGAAAAAGAGUAAAAUACCCACAGAAACUGAAGGUGGCAAGAAAAGGAAGCUUACCCAGGAGCAUCAACUUCCAGAAGCUCCAGAAAGCAGCAUACAAAAAAAUGAACAUUGUCUCCAGACUCCUCAUAAGCCUCCACCAAUACCACCCAGCAGUUCCUCCAACAAGAAACAGAAAAGGAUAAAUAUCAAAACCCAGAGGACUUUUAAAACAGAGAUUUCCCAGGAAGAACAGCAGCUUCCAGAACUGUCAGAUACCAGCAACUCCUCAGCUGCCAGUGAACUCCAAAAUUGUCAGGGACUCUUCACAACAGCUUCUAGCAGCCUUCAGACUCCCCAGACACCUCCAUGCCCUGCUUUAAAAAAGACUCAGAGCUCUCCAGGACCACCCUGCCAGAAUUUUCUAGCAUCUCCAGAAUCAGACUCUAGCACCCAUCUGAUCUCUCAUUUGGCUCUAACCCUGUCCAGUAGUGUCCAGGAUCCUCAGGUACCUUUAGGAACAACAUCUGAAAGUCCCCUGGCUCCGUAUAUGUCUCCACCAACAGCAUCCAAAAGUCUCCUUGCUCCAAGAGGGUCUCCAGCAACAGCAGUCAGUGCUCUCCAUGACCCUCUGGGGUCUCCAGCAACUACAAGCAGCCGUUCAUGCAAGACACCAAGGAGAAGAAACAUACCCAAGGAACCUGCUAAGGAAGAAGGUUACCAUCGAGAACCCAAAGAAGUGAUGGUUUUGAAAAUAACAGAACCAUUUACUUAUGAUUUGACUGAUGACAAAAGGAUGUUCCAUGCCACAGUGGCGACUGAGAAUGAAUUCUUCAGAGUGAAGAUUUUUGAACCAGUGCUAAGGAAUAAGUUCAUUCCAAAUAAGAUUAUUGCCAUAUCAAAUUAUUUUGUCAAUGGAUUUCUGGAAAUACACGAAGCUUCCUGUGUGUCUGAUGUAGACAAGAACAGAACAAUGAGUAUCUCAAAAACACUGAGGCAAAGAGCUAAUGCGACUCCUAAAAUUAGGGAUCUUUUCUCACAGGCACAGGGGACAUAUGUGAAUGGAGAGUUUGUGGUCUAUAAGAAAACUGAGAGGAAUCCCUUCAUUUACUAUGGAAUUGAAGAUGAUAUAGGGACAAUGGAAGUGGUGGUCUUUGGAAGACUGACCAAUAUAAAGUGUGAGCCAGGCCAAAAACUUCGACUCAUCUGUUUUGAAUUGUCCUCAAGGAAAGAUAAAUGGCAGCUGAAGUCUGUAAGACACAGUUACAUGCAGAGCAUGAUGUACAGAAAUCAUAAGUUCCUAAGGAUUCCCUGGGCCAAUAAGACCAAUAUGCGCUAA
This is a messenger RNA of Microtus oregoni (creeping vole), 1698 nucleotides long. Its product is annotated as myeloid cell nuclear differentiation antigen-like protein. Gene Ontology annotation, biological process: activation of innate immune response; cellular response to interferon-beta. NCBI's taxonomy places the organism in Eukaryota, Metazoa, Chordata, Mammalia, Rodentia, Cricetidae. Gene Ontology annotation, molecular function: double-stranded DNA binding. The record is from RefSeq and is a predicted model, not a curated record.